Messenger RNA from Parnassius mnemosyne (clouded apollo), 2988 nucleotides. The record is from the annotation of a GenBank genome assembly. NCBI's taxonomy places the organism in Eukaryota, Metazoa, Arthropoda, Insecta, Lepidoptera, Papilionidae.
UGUGCUAGAUUAUUGUUAAGUUUAUUGUUUUGAAUAUUUAUUGAUUUAUAAACUUCGUCCUUUUUCUAAUUACUGUCUUACUAUUAUUAUUUUAGCAAUAAUUUAUGACAAAUAAUGGUUAAUAUUUUUAAAAGUACACACCGUUUUAACUUAAUAUGUCUCAGUAAACUUACAAGAUUAUCGAACCGUAUGAAUAGUACUGAAUGCAACUCUAAAAUUUUCGAUAGGCGAAAAAUUAGAAACUUUAGUAUAGUAGCUCAUGUUGAUCAUGGAAAAAGUACUUUAGCUGACAGGUUACUGGAACUAACUGGUGUAAUAAAAGCUAGCACAGAAAAUGCACAAGUACUAGAUCAGUUACAAGUUGAAAAGGAAAGAGGUAUAACAGUUAAAGCUGUUACAGCGUCACUAAAUUAUACAUUUAAGAAUGAAUUAUAUCUCUUAAAUCUUAUAGAUACUCCAGGUCAUGUAGACUUUUCAAAUGAGGUUGUUAGGAGUGUAACAGCAUGUCAAGGAGUAAUUCUCUUAGUGGAUGCAAAUGAAGGUAUUCAGGCGCAAACUGUAGCUGUUCAUUCACUGGCCAAAAGAAAUAACUUAAUUAUAAUCCCUACUCUAAAUAAAGUUGACUUACCUAGAGCUGAUCCUGAUAAUGUCAAGUCUCAGCUUAAUUCUCUUUUUAAUAUUGACCCUGAUACAGUAUUGAGCAUAUCGGCAAAAAAAGGAUGGGGAGUUAAAGAAUUAUUAGAAGCUGUAAUAACUAGAAUACCACCACCAGAUGUAAAUCCCACUGGUUAUUUCAAAGCACAUAUAAUUGACACUUGGCAUGACAAGUAUAGAGGAGUGCUUUGCUUAGCAUACAUUCACUCUGGAACAGUGGAAAUUGGACAAGAAGUCAAAUGGCAAUCAAAUCCUAAACAGCAUACUGUAAAAUAUCUAGCAUUAUUAAGACCAGGAGAAGAACCCAUUAAUAAGGCAACGGCAGGUCAAGUUGUAAUGGUAGGUCUUGGUCCUAAAGGUGGUGGAAGUGUAGGUGACCAUUUAUUAUCUAUUGAAGCAACUGAUAUUGAUCAAACUAAUAAUGCACAACCAAUCAAACAUAUGGUGUAUGCUGGGAUAUUUCCUGCUGACCAAUCUCAGCAUAUUUUUCUCAGUGAUGCCAUUAAAAAAUUAGCUUUAAAUGAUUCUGCUGUUAGUGUAAAUGUUGAUUCAAGUCCAGCUUUAGGCCAGGGAUGGCGUGUGGGCUUCUUGGGUCUAUUGCACCUUGAUGUUUUUACGCAAAGACUCUUACAAGAAUACAAAGCUGAGGCAAUUCUUACAGCUCCAUCAGUGCCAUAUAAAAUUAAGCUAAAAGGAUCAAAAAUCAUUAAACACUACAAAAGCGAAGAGGUCAUCAUAACAAAUCCUUUACAGUUACCAGACUCUAAGCACAUUGAAGAAUAUUAUGAGCCUUUUGUAAUGGGUACAAUAAUAACUCCUGUGGAGUUCAUUGGAGCAGUAACUACUCUGUGUGUAGACAGGCGGGGUACGCCACUCCCUUCUAGUGCAGUAGAUGAAAAAAUGACAAUGAUGCAAUUUAUUCUCCCGCUGUCUGAAGUUGUAAUAGACUUUCAUGAUACACUUAAGAGCAUCACUUCCGGCUUUGCUAGUUUUGAUUAUCAAGAUUAUGGCUUUCAUCCUAGUGCUCUAGUGCGAAUGGACAUUCUUAUCAAUGGGACUUUAGUUGAAGAAUUGUCUACUAUUGUUCACACCUCACGCUUAGAAUACAAUGCUAGAAGACUAACGGAAAAAUUAAAAGAAAUGAUACCACGACAAAUGGUGCAGGUUGCAAUUCAAGCAGUAGUCUCUGGGAAAGUGUAUGCAAGAGAAACACUAAAAGCGUACAGAAAAGAUGUAACUGCUAAAUUGUACGGAGGUGAUGUCACACGCAGGAAAAAGCUGUUAAAACAACAAGCAGAGGGUAAAAAGAAAAUGCGAAGUGUAGCCAACAUCAAAAUACCUAGAAAUACUUUUAUUGAUGUACUCAAAAGAUGAACAUUGUGAUGUAUAGUUAAUAGAGGUUUCUAGUAAUAAAUAUGUUAUUAUAUUUAUUUAAUUAUGUACUAUAAGAUAGAAACUUUGUUAUUCAACCACCACCACAAAUUCUUAUACAACAUGUAACAAAAACCCUGUGUGGUUCCCGUUAAGUGUGUUAUCACAGUCAGUAUUCAAACGCAAAGAAAUAACUUUUUUUUUCAAAAAAACUUGAACAUUAAAAAAAAAAUAUUUUAAUUAAAAGAAUAAUUUGCGAAUUGUAUGUGGUUUUAUUCACUCUGCAUUAUCCGGACAAUAAGAGAAUUGUGAAAGACCCCCCCUUCACCGAUGCUCGUGUCAGUUAGAGGUAACAAAACCACAUACAAAUUGCAAAUAAUUUUUUUAUUAAAAUUAAAUUGUUGAAGUUUUUUGAAAAAAAAAAGUUAUUUCUUUACGUUUGUAUACUGACACUGAUAACGCAUUUAACAGUAACAGGGUUUCUGUUACUCGUUGUAUAUUAUCCUAAAAGUCUUCUACAGUUUUUGUAUGUUGUUUAAAAAAUACAAUCAUGAGCCGCAAAAUUUCGCUGCGGAUAUAGGGCUUUAGGGAGAAUUUUUCGCCACGCUUGGCAGGAUCGCAGUACUAGAUGUCUCACAACUUCGACGCUACACCCCGUCGCCGGUAUGGGUACAACGUAUGUUACAGGGGAUGGUUAUAGUUGUAUCAUCAUCUAUCGGAGGCCAUCAGAUCUUUCAGGCAUAUCUCAUAUGAAAUAUCUUUAUUUCUUCGACGUAUUAAAGUAAAAUUUCGUUUGUCAAACGUCAUUUAUUAAGUCUUAUAUUAGUGUUUUGAAAUAAGUAACUAUGACCGGAGAAGAAACUGCGAUAGAAAUUCCACAGCAAUGUUCUUUUUAUAGAAAAUAAUCGAAAUUAAGUUGACAAAGAUGUCUAAUUUAGAUUAUCAUUAUAUUGAUAUAUACAU